UGCAUUUCCACAGUUUAUUGAGAUCAGUCGGACUCAGCGUGCAAGCUUAGCAGAUUGGGCUCUGCUGGACGAUGACCAGGAAGAGAAGCAGCCCCAACCGACAUCUCCACUGCAGGGACGACCGCCUCCACAGCACUGAGCAGAAGAGACGACACUGAGGAGGAGCGGAGAUGCUGACUCAGCUGCUUUUGGGAUGGACUGCCUUGCUCGCUUGCCUCCAGCCAGCUGCUCCCUCUGUCACAACCAGGUUUCCAUCUAGCAGAAACAGCAGGUGGUCAGCUCGGAAAUGUGAAGUCUUCAUCCCUCCUCCUCUUCCACCACCUUUGUUUCCUCCAGUCAAACGAAAAGCAGAGCUGAUGGUGGAUAUAACGGAACACAUCACAGGAGCCAAAGGGGAAAAGGGCUGCAGAGGACCCAGAGGACCUGAGGGCCAGCCUGGUGUGAAGGGUCCAGAAGGAGAUCCUGGAACACAAGGAGCGAUGGGACAGCCAGGUCAAAAGGGAGAGAAGGGGGACAGAGGCUGGCGGGGCCUGUAUGGAGACAUAGGAACUCCUGGCAUGAUAAAGGGCACUAAGGGACGAAAGGGAUUCAGGGGUGAUAAAGGUGCGAAAGGAAAGACAGGACCCCCUGGGGAGAAGGCUGAGCGGGGCACCACUGGACUGUCAGGAGAGAAGGGUGACCCAGGUCUGCGGGGCGAUGCAGGUCUGAGGGGUGAGCAAGGAACCAGAGGGGUGCCUGGAGGCAGAGGCACCAUGGGGUUGAAGGGAUCUCGUGGACCUACGGGAAAGUCAGGACGUCCUGGACCUGCAGGACUGCCUGGUCUGACUGGAGAGCCUGGACUACCCGGACAAGUGUACAUCCUACCUGGCCUGCAGGGAGACACAGGAGAUCGAGGUCCAUCAGCCAAAUGCAACUGUUCACCGGUUCAACCCCCAGAACCAGUGCUGGACAGAGUCAAGACGGUCUAUAUUGCAGAUGGAGAGAAACAGAUGAGGAGGCUGCGGGGGGAGAACGUGAUGGUGCUGAGGACAGACCGAAGAGCUCUGUACAUCUACACCGAGUCUCAAUGGAUCAACGUUCUGGAGGACCCAAGACACUGACCCCUGUCCAUUCAACACAGGCUCCAGUUCCCCUGAGCGAGACCCUUAACCCCACCUGCUCCAGUAGAGGUGCUAUGUGACCGGCAGCUCAGACUGGUUACACUGGGAAGCUUCCAGGUGUGAAUGUGUGUAACUUACUACUACAGUAUAUCUGCUCCUGUUAAAUAACAGUUAGCCUGUCCUCUGUACAGCUCCUCAGAGAUGUAUUUUUACUAAACUGUAACAAGUCUGAACCCUUGCAUUACCGUAAUAUGAUUUACAUGCAUGUUCACUGUUCUAGGAUUUGAUUGCAUUAACAAUCCUCAUCCAUUUGGUUUAUUUUCACUUAUACAGUCCUUAACUGUAUGCUUUUCCUCUUGUAAAUAGUUUUAUUUUGUGAACACAUUGUUUAUUUCAUGUACCAACACAGUGCUGCAGUGACAAAUACAGUUUGAUUCCUGUCUCACACUGAUAUCAGACCAUUGUUCAGUCUCCUCCUUGAGUGCCCAGUUGACUAAAUGGAAUCCUCUCACAGUUUAUUAAAUACGCCUAUUGCUGCCCGUCUGUAUGCAAUCAAGUAUCAUUUUGCAUUUUAACCACAAAUAUUGUUGCUACCCUGCACUGUUUUAUUUCAUGUAUUGACCCUCAACCUUACAGUUCAUUACACCUUCUCGCACUGUGAAUUAUGACCUGGCCUAACUGAACUGUUUGUCUUAACUUUAUACAGCGACCUCGCUGCUUUAUGUGAAAGUGUUUGUGGACAGUAGCGCUCUGUGCUCCCCGGAUGCAUGCCGGGUGUUGUGGGUACAUCCGAGGCCGUCUGGCCAGCUGGAUUGUUUUGGGAAAAUCUCCCUUCCUCAAGGUAUCUCAGAGCGUGCUGUAAACUGUGACUUUGUCUGUGACUCUUGGUCAGUCUCUGCCAGAGUUUGCCCGCUGGAUGAGGCUGGCCUUUCAGCUGAAAUUGGUUAACUCUGUUUGCUCUUUGCUUUUACCA
Acanthopagrus latus (yellowfin seabream) is the source of this 2073-nucleotide messenger RNA. RefSeq names its product macrophage receptor MARCO-like. The transcript has 15 exons. NCBI's taxonomy places the organism in Eukaryota, Metazoa, Chordata, Actinopteri, Spariformes, Sparidae. The record is from RefSeq and is a predicted model, not a curated record. Bases 171 to 1100 code for a protein of 309 amino acids.